Molecule: messenger RNA, 4303 nt
Organism: Platichthys flesus (European flounder)
Lineage: Eukaryota; Metazoa; Chordata; Actinopteri; Pleuronectiformes; Pleuronectidae
Gene: cdk6
Product: cyclin dependent kinase 6
Exons: 8
Coding region: 311-1288 (325 amino acids)
Biological process (GO): signal transduction; regulation of gene expression; G1/S transition of mitotic cell cycle
Cellular component (GO): nucleus; cyclin-dependent protein kinase holoenzyme complex; cytoplasm
Molecular function (GO): ATP binding; cyclin-dependent protein serine/threonine kinase activity; cyclin binding
Source: RefSeq, a predicted model, not a curated record
AAAAAACUACCUGUGUGGCCCCCGCAUGCACGCAUGUGGAGGAAGAAGGACAGCGGACCCGGGAUGUGUUUGAUGCGGGGACAAGGUCUUAUUAUCCCCGAGACAACCACAGCGACCAGCGCCUCCUCAGCAUUUUAUUGGACAUUUAUUGACAACGUAAAAAUAAGGCAUGGCAUGUGCCGACUCUUUUCUGUGAAUAUGCCUUCGUAGAGCUCUCUGGCUCGCCAACCCUCGCCGGGAUUCCCCGCAAUAUUUUCAACAAGAGACGGAGGCAGAGAGACAGAGAGGAGAGGAAAGAAAAUCUGCAAAAAUGGACAAAGAGAGUAUUGGCACUCAGUAUGAGCCCGUGGCCGAGAUCGGAGAAGGCGCUUAUGGGAAAGUGUACAAGGCGAGGGACCUGAAGAACGGCGGACGAUUUGUAGCCCUGAAAAGAGUUCGAGUCCAAACGGAGGAAGAGGGGAUGCCUCUCUCCACCAUCCGGGAGGUGGCGGUACUGAGGCAGCUGGAGGCCUUCGAGCACCCCAAUGUUGUCAGGUUGUUCGACGUGUGCACAGUCUCUCGAACUGACCGAGAAACCAAACUCACCCUGGUCUUUGAGCAUGUGGAUCAGGACCUGACCACCUACCUGGAGAAGGCCCCCGACCCUGGAGUACCACCAGAGACCAUCAAGGAUAUGAUGUACCAGCUGCUCCAGGGGUUGGACUUCCUGCACUCCCACCGCGUUGUCCACCGCGACCUGAAGCCCCAGAACAUCCUGGUCACCAGCGGAGGACAGAUCAAACUGGCCGACUUUGGCCUGGCGCGCAUCUACAGCUUCCAGAUGGCGCUCACCUCUGUGGUGGUGACACUGUGGUACAGAGCCCCAGAAGUGCUGCUCCAGUCCAGUUACGCUACACCAGUUGACCUUUGGAGCGUCGGCUGCAUCUUUGCUGAGAUGUUCAGGAGAAGGCCCCUGUUUCGAGGAACAUCAGAUGUUGAUCAACUGGGAAAGAUUUUUGAUGUUGUCGGGGUACCUUCAGUCGAGGACUGGCCCCAGGAAGUGGCCCUUCCACAGAGUGCCUUCAGCCCUCGGCCCCCUAAGCCAAUAGAAGACUUGAUUCCGGACAUAGAAGAGCAAGGACGGGCCCUCUUAAUGCAAUUCCUCGCCUUCAACCCCUCCAGGAGGAUAUCGGCCUUCACGGCGCUGAGCCACCCUUACUUCCAAAGUGUGGACAGCCACAGUAGAAGCGUGUAUGCGGCCCAGCCCAUCCCCAGCAACAAGCCCACUAUGGAGGAGAGGAGCGCCUGACAGCCGUCCCUCACCCUCAGUCAUCCAACACAGCGUCUAUGAAAAGCGUUCAGCUCGCCUCUCUGCCGUCUGCUUCACGUUUGUUUUCUACGGCGCGAAAUCAAAGUGCGUUGAUUAACAUUUUCCGAACUCUGCUUGGCGGGUGAAUAUUAAAUGUCAAAGUGAAAACAAAACCUGUAGAAACGGAUGAUAAUGUUAAGUUCAAAUACAAAACACAAACUCACUGAUCGAAAGGGUGCAAAACUCUGAAUAUUUAUCAGACCUUUGGCAUCAGUCACAGCCUUGCAUCUGUAAAGUAUCUGGUACAGUGUUAUAUGGAGAGUGUGACUGAGCAGCAGCUUUAAAUUCUGCAUGACAUCCUUGAUUAUAUUGGGAUUGCACCCUUUCCUUUUUUGCUUAAAGACUGAGCUCCCUCUACUCAAUACUCGCUGCCUCCACAUUUUACUGAUCUCCUUCCAACGACUCCUCAUUUAUCAUAAUGUCUCUCUAUUCCUAGUGUAGUAUAUGUCCAUAGCUGCAGCAGAUGCAUUUAACUAAAAACAAAAAUCACAUUUUAAUUACACCCAUUGGAUUCUAUCCACUAUCCAACCUCAGAGAUUUGUUUUCUCUUUGACGAGAAAGAGAUGUUUAUCUGAAAUUCAGCGUUAAAAAAAAAGCUUAAUCGACUGUGAUUCCGUGUUGCGCAUAAACUCAGAAACAUGAAAUAGACCCACAGGGGGCAAAUACCUUUUUGAUAGUCAAUGUCCGGCGCUCUGGGAAAGUCCUCCUCCUCAGAAGAAGAAGAGAAGAAGAAGAAGAAGAGAGCCUUGUCCUGUCGCUCUCGCCCCCUUGAACUGAUGCACAAAGCUAUCCUCCUUCCAUGAACUGAUGGAUUGUAAUUGCUGCUUUUAGGUUUCAAAAUGUUGAUGAUGGUUUGUGUUGAAGCAAUGCAAAGACACUUGCAUCUCUGACUGACUGGUGGCAGUGGGUGGACCGAACCGUGUAGGCCACAACGCAGAGGCCUCUUUCUCACCGGCGUAGAGCCUUGCAAGAGCCCUCUCUCGACUGAGGUGGGGGGGGUGCAGACCGUACGGGAGCCCGUGGGGAUUGGCCUCGGGCUCUGGCGUGUGCACCACCACUGACAUUGGCGCACUCCGGCACACGCCUGCCCAUUUCGAAACCAUUACAAGGCAUCACAAGCCAACCACUCGCUGCCAUGUCGUGAGUUAUCAUUCCCGUCAUAUAUGUAUUAUAUCACUGCCACCUUGAGGAUGUCCUGAGUAACUGCAGACCAGUAGCGGGAUUCUAAUGGCCUCUGCACUGUUCGAGGGACUCGUCGUCAUCAUUAUGUUUGGGCUGAUAUCGGUGCUGAGACAAUGAUGAAAGAACCUUUUAUAGAAAAAGUUCCUGCCACUCACUCUGUGUUUUAUGACUUGCUUUUUAGUCUUUGCCGUCAUGGGCUUUUUUAUCCUUAUGAAAUACAAUUAUUAUUUACUAUUUGAAUGAUUCAGUAAUGCACAGGCUUGCAAUAGGUGGAGAAAGUCCCACCAGCACUACUCAUCAUGAAAACAUUUGGCAUAGUAUUGUCGCCAAUUCUGUAUUUAAUUUUAAUUUUAUUGACAAGUCUUAUAUGCUUUUUUUUUUUCUGUCAAGUUUGUUACUUGAGUUUAUUUUUUUUGGAAGAUGCUGGGGCAUAUAAUAUUCUUACACCAAUUACACAAACUUUUUAGCUGAUUAUAGAAUUUGUGUAAGAAUAGCUUGACAAUGUAAGGAAUGUAUAAAUGAUAGGCAUUGGUACUGUACAGUAUGUAGUGCUAAGAACAAGCUGCAACGGUGGACAACUUUUGAUACGUGCAUCGUCAGCCCAUAGAAAUGUCAUGAAAAAAAUGGAAUAGACGUAGAGUAGCGAGGGUCAGUGGAAUGUCGUACGGCGAGAGUAUUUUUUCUAUUGAAAAUGUCGGGCGGGUUCUGUGGGUGCUUGUUGAACUUCAUUUACUUUGGAUCGAGAGUGACUACCAAUUUUACAGUGGUUUUAUAAUGAAAUAAUGCACAAAUUAUUUUCUGUACAGUUUUUAUUUUUUAUUUUGUUUGCUUUCUUUUUCAGUUUGUCCUCUUUUAUUCAAGUUCAGUUUUUACCAGCAAAGGAAAAAAAAAAAGCAAGUUAUCCAGAGUUGUAUUUUUGUAUGUAGUAGUUCUUGCAGAACAGUAACAUAUUUUAACACUGGUUUUCUUAACAGGUAGUGCUGCUAGCACACACACACACACACAGACAGACAGACACCCCUUUAACUUUCUCAGGUUCUUGUUAUGGACGUCCGAAUCUCUCGGGCACAGUUUGCACAUCCUCGGGCUACUAACUGACCACAUCACCUUCAUCAUCCUUCAGGUUUUUCUUUUUUUCAAGCUGUUCCUCCAUCACGAUGGUCGUCUACUGUCAUUCCUGUUUUAUCAGAUUUAUGUUACUGUAGUCAUUACUGUCUGAAGAUAACUGCCUGUAUGAACUGUUUUAUGCCAGAAACCGUUUUGAAUUGUUAGAUGGCGAACACAAUGUAGAUCCAUGUAUAACUGUCUGCUUUGACUUAAGCACUGUGUGAAUUUUUCUAUUUGAUAAAGACUCAUAUCUGGUGUCAGUGGUGCGUACAAUGCAAUGAAAGCUCCAAAUACUUCAGGCGUAGAGGUUUACCACACAAACAGGUUUCCCUCGUCUCAUUACACUCAAUACAAUCACUGUAAAGCAUUUCUGGUGAGUAAAUCAGCUUGUAAUAACAUUUCUGUCUCGUAUUGAUAACACACAACUGAAAGCCCACUGUUGAGCUUUGAGAACGUUCACUGUGUUUGAAACCGACGCGUCUUGAUCCACCACAUGAACUCACAUCUCUCACACACACAAACACACAAGUUCCUGUGUCACAUUUGUUUUUAACAUAUUCAAUUGAGACUAGGAACACAACAAUCAUGGCAUUAUACUUAUGUAUGAAUGCAGGCAUUGGUGUCUUAUUAUUGUGUUGCACCAGUUGAAUAAAAAGCAGCUUUUUA